CAGCGUAGUGUGAUGUUUAAAAUUCUAACAAUCAAUGGAUACUAAAAUAGUUUUUUUAGUACACCUAGUACUUUAACUUGCAAGUCUUGGGCUAAUUAGUCUCUAAGAUCUAUCAAAACAAGAAGUGUGAUAAUUUGUCUAUUUGAUGGUUAUACUUAAUUAAUUAUGCAUUGUAAUUUACUAGCUCAUCCUCAGAAUCAAGAUAAGAACAUAUCGUAUAUUAAACUAUAGACUUGAAAAAAGUUGAUAUAUUUUUUUAACAGAUAAAUUAAAAUAUCAGGCUAUCAAGAAAAGGUAGGAGUUAUCCAAAGAUUUAUCUAAAUAGAAAUAUAGGCUCACUGCAUUACCUGUGCCAAAGAUCUAUGAACAAGUUUGAAUUCAGUUCCCUAGCCUACCAACACAAGCACCCUAAUGAGCAAUGAAGAACGUGUCAAAUUACAGAGUACACGUGGCAAGCUGAACUCCACGCGGCAACCCAUUUGUUUGCCACCUUUACUUUCUCACAUGCACCUCCAGGAAACGGUGGCAACCCAUUGAAACUCUAUAAAUCAAUCACUUUCUUCCAUCACAGAACAGAAAAACAGAGCAACACUUACCAAAACAGAAGAACAGAGUAACCAAACACAACUCGGAGAAAGAAAGAUAUGGCAGCAAUGUUCAUAACCAGAAACACCCUCUUCCGCUUCUCAAAGUCAAUCCCUCAUGUCCCUUCACUCUCCGUUCACAAACCUUCCAGGGUCAUCUUCGCCUCUGCUUCCAACUACUCAGACUGGAGAAAUGCAGCAGAUGGACCGAGAGGGAGAGGGACACAGGCCUAUGAUCCUACGGAUUCAAGACGUGACGCAGAUGAAAUGGCAGAGAGAGCAAAAGAAACGAUGAGCGAAGGCGUGGACAGGGCUCGAGAGGGAGCAGAGGAAAUGAAAGACAGAACCAAGGAAUACGCGCGUGACGCAAAGGAGAAGACGAAGGAUGUCGCGGGGUCGAUGGCGGACAGAGCCAAAGAAGGAGCAAACAGAGCAUCUGACAGAGCAGAGGAUGUGAAAGAGAGGGCGAAAGAUUACGCGUACGAUACGAAGGAAAGGGCGAAGGAAACUGCGGGUUCUGCAGCGGAUAAGACCAGGGAAGGGGCUGAGUGGACAGCGGAUAAGACCAGGGAAGGGGCUGAGUGGACGGCGGAGAAGACAGGGGAGGUUGCAGGGUCUGCGACGGAGACGUUGAAGGGUGCAGGGGAGAUGGCGAAGAACACGGUGAAGGGGGCGUGGGAGAAGACUAAGGACACCACGCAGAAGAUUAAGGAGACGGUGGUUGGGAAGGAUGAUGAUGAUGAUGAUGAUGAUUAUGGUGGUGGUGUUGGUGCUCCUGCAAAAGAUGAGGAUGUUUUGGAAUACAGGAGAAGAGCUGGGAAGGGUUAUGGUGAUUAUUAAUUAAGGUUGAGUGAUAGUACCACAGUUUUAGUAAAUACUAUGUGAGAUACUAUGUUGUAUUUUGUUUGUUUUUCGUUUUCAACUUUGGGUCAUGAGUUUGUUUACAUAUAUGCUUGCUGUGGGGAACAAAAUCUGUUUGUCUGCCCUUAUGCGACAUAUAUUGAUGCAACACAUUAUCCUCUUGGAAUAAGAAUUGGUCCACCUUUUUGUA
Messenger RNA from Lotus japonicus, 1635 nucleotides. RefSeq lists its product as uncharacterized. The coding region runs from base 645 to 1424 and encodes 259 amino acids. Lineage: Eukaryota; Viridiplantae; Streptophyta; Magnoliopsida; Fabales; Fabaceae. The record is from RefSeq and is a predicted model, not a curated record. The transcript is spliced from 2 exons.